CCGCCGGGGGGGCGAGAAGGUCAAGCUAAUGCUAAAGUUAGCAGCUAGCACCUAAAAGUCCUUUCGGUUUUAACACUGGAGGGUCCCAGACUGUGCUCCGGGGACCUGCAGGGGUUCAGGACCGGGUCCGGUAGUUUCCUGUGGGAAAAGUGAAAGUGAAGCUCAGUGUCAGUGACAGAGCCGGUGUGUGUCGGAACCAGUCACCGACAGCAGCGUCCCGCCAGACUCUGAUCAAAACUUCGCCCUGCGUGUACUUCCUGUGUACUUCCUGUGACCUCUGACCUUGAUGAUGGUGCUGAGAGAGGUCCCGGCUGAAAACAUCGCCCGUCCUCUGGGCAGGAAUGAGGUCAUCGGCCUGCUCUUCCGCCUCACCAUAUUCGGAGCUGUCACCUACUUCACCAUCAAGUGGAUGGUGGACGCCAUCGACCCCACCAGGAAGCAGAAGGUGGAGGCUCAGAAACAGGCUGAGAAGCUGAUGCGUCAGAUCGGAGUUAAAAACGUGAAGUUGUCUGAAUAUGAGAUGAGCAUUGCCGCUCACCUGGUCGACCCGCUCAGCAUGCAGAUCACAUGGAGGGACAUUGCUGGUCUGGACGAGGUGAUCACAGAGUUAAAGGAGACGGUCAUCUUACCUGUUCAGAAGAGACACCUGUUCCAGGGAUCCAGACUGCUGCAGCCCCCCAAAGGCGUGCUGCUGUAUGGACCCCCUGGCUGCGGUAAAACACUGAUCGCCAAGGCAACGGCCAAAGAGGCGGGGUUUCGUUUCAUCAACCUGCAGCCGAGCACGCUGACGGACAAAUGGUACGGAGAGUCCCAGAAGCUGGCUGCUGCUGUCUUCACAUUGGCUGUCAAACUGCAGCCGUCAAUCAUCUUCGUCGACGAGAUAGACUCGUUCCUGAGGAGUCGGUCCAGUUCAGACCAUGAAGCCACGGCCAUGAUGAAGGCUCAAUUCAUGAGUCUGUGGGACGGACUGGACACAGACCACCACUGUCAGGUGAUCAUCAUGGGAGCCACUAAUCGUCCUCAGGACCUGGACUCUGCUAUUCUGAGGAGGAUGCCCACCAGGUUCCACAUCAACCAGCCUAGUGUGAGGCAGAGGGAGCAGAUCCUUAAACUCAUCCUGGAGAACGAGAGCGUGGACCUGUCAGUGGACCUCAUCGACGUUGCCAAGGAAACAGACGGUUUCUCAGGAAGUGACCUCAGAGAAAUGUGCCGCGACGCCGCACUGCUCUGUGUCCGAGACUUCGUCCAUAAUCAGAACGACAGUCCAUCAGAGGACUUCAUCCGUCCGAUUCAUCAGUCCGACCUUCAGAAGGCGAUCAGUAAGAUGAAGAAAUCUAAGAUGGCGGGCACCCAAAGCGCUUUGCUGCACGCCGCUCUGGACUGAACACGCGCGCGCACACACACACACACACACACUGAUCACUUGACAGCCACAUGGUGACCUCAUGAUGACCUCAGCCUGCAAUUGCGGGUUCGAUUCCUGACCCGUUCAUCAGCUCAGUGCGUUUUUACCGACCUGUUGUCUCUACGUGUGAAAUGUGCCACUUCCUGUUUUUGUUUUUGUUUACAUCAGCUGAUCAUGCUGCUGAUGUCCAACAGAGAUAAAAAAAAAUUAAUAAAAAAAACAGUAGCAGAUUUCAGUUUGUAA
Messenger RNA from Epinephelus moara (kelp grouper), 1648 nucleotides. RefSeq names its product ATPase family AAA domain containing 1b (gene atad1b). The transcript is spliced from 10 exons. Gene Ontology annotation, molecular function: ATP binding; ATP hydrolysis activity. NCBI's taxonomy places the organism in Eukaryota, Metazoa, Chordata, Actinopteri, Perciformes, Serranidae. The record is from RefSeq and is a predicted model, not a curated record. Gene Ontology annotation, cellular component: mitochondrial outer membrane. The coding region runs from base 287 to 1384 and encodes 365 amino acids.